Molecule: messenger RNA, 429 nt
Organism: Neomonachus schauinslandi (Hawaiian monk seal)
Lineage: Eukaryota; Metazoa; Chordata; Mammalia; Carnivora; Phocidae
Product: group IIE secretory phospholipase A2-like
Exons: 4
Coding region: 1-429 (142 amino acids)
Biological process (GO): negative regulation of T cell proliferation; phospholipid metabolic process; arachidonate secretion
Molecular function (GO): calcium ion binding; phospholipid binding
Source: RefSeq, a predicted model, not a curated record
AUGAAGCCUCCCCCUCUUCUGACCUUCCUUUGCCUCCUGGUGGCCCUGGCCGGCGGGAACCUGGUCCAGUUCGGGGUGAUGAUCGAGAGGGUGACGGGGAAGCCGGCGCUGCAGUACAAUGACUACGGCUGUCACUGUGGCAUUGGCGGCGCCCACUGGCCGGUGGACCAGACCGACUGGUGCUGCCAUGCCCACGACUGCUGCUAUGGGCGCCUGGAGAAGCUGGGCUGUGAACCCAAACUGGAGAGGUAUCUCUUCUCUGCCAGCAGGCACAACGUCUUCUGUGCCGGCAGAACCGCCUGCCAACAUCAGACCUGCGAGUGUGACCGGACGGCCGCCCUCUGCUUCCGCCGCAACUUGGGCACCUACAACCGCAACUUUGUCCAUUACCCCAACAAGCUGUGCAGCGGUCCCACGCCGCCCUGCUAG